This is a messenger RNA of Lytechinus variegatus (green sea urchin), 4119 nucleotides long. RefSeq names its product telomerase protein component 1-like. Bases 183 to 3356 code for a protein of 1057 amino acids. Gene Ontology annotation, cellular component: Cul4-RING E3 ubiquitin ligase complex. Gene Ontology annotation, molecular function: protein binding. The transcript has 24 exons. NCBI's taxonomy places the organism in Eukaryota, Metazoa, Echinodermata, Echinoidea, Temnopleuroida, Toxopneustidae. The record is from RefSeq and is a predicted model, not a curated record.
UAAAGACUACGCCAUAAUAAAAUUCUGUACGCCAUAAUUUCUACUAUUCACCGAAUAUCAUACCCAUUUACGCCUCUAUUUCUUGAAGGCUGACAAAGAUUGUCAUAGUGGUAUUAUCAAUUGGCGCUGUAUAGUGAAGCACAGCAUCUAUUUGUAUACAGUGCGUGCUUCACUGCACUACUAUGGGCUGUGGUUCUUCCAAAUCACUAGACGUACCAUCGGGCCCUUCGGACUACAAAUACAUGGUACAGAAAACCUGGGAUCGUGUGAAAGGAACAGUCGACAGCAACAUGAACGGUGACAUGAGAAAACUGGUGGUCCGACGGUCAGGAUGGAAAACGGUCAGAAUAUUUGUAUCAUCCACCUUCAAGGAUUUUCAUGCAGAGCGAGAGGUUUUGGUGAAAGAGGUGUUCCCUGAUCUGAGGACUUGGUGUGAAAAGAGACGGAUUCAUUUGGUGGACUGUGAUUUAAGAUGGGGUGUUCCAAAAGAUACAACAUCCGAGGAAACACUGAGGACAUGCCUUGGAGAGAUAGACAGAUGCUACCAAGAUAACAUCAUGCCAUUCUUCCUCAAUCUCACAAGUGAGCGUUGUGGCUGGAUUCCCACAGCUCAUGAUGUACCAGAGGCAUUGUCAAGAGAAUACCGUUGGGUCCAUGGUCUUUCAGUCACAGAGAUGGAGAUCCUCCAUGGAGCGUACAGGAUAGAUAAUCCAAAUUCUUUCUUCAUGAUUAGGGACCAAAGUUUCUUGCAGACACUACCGUCUGAAUUCAAAGAUGAGUUUGUUGACCCUAACCCUAUCGCCCCUCAUAAGAUGGAGGUUCUGAAACAAAUGCUGAGGGAAAGGCUGGGAUCACGUGUGCACUGGUACAAUGUGGAGUAUUCUGGGGUUGAUGAUGAUGGAAAGGUAGAACUUAAUGGUCUCCAAGAGAACUUUUCCAAGCUUGUUUAUGACUUUUUCCUGAAAAGAAUUGAAGAGCAGUACCCGCUUCUGGAGACCAAUCUUGACCCUUACCAAGCAGUCAAAGAGGCUCAUGAAUCAUUCCUGAAGAGUCGCGGAGGCUCAGUGCUGGGUAGGAACGAGAUCCUUGAACAGAUCCAGACCUACGUGACGAGUAGCGGAGACAACAGGGCUCUGGUGAUGAGCGGAGGUGCAGGCUCCGGCAAGUCCUCCAUCAUGGCACGGACAGCGGACGUAGCGCAGACAAUGGCCUUGAACAAACGCAUCCCAGGUGGAGGUGAAACGGGUUGGCAUGUCUUCUACCAUUUUGUAGGAGCUAUCCCAGGAUCGACUUCCCUGGAACUGUGCCUCAAACGGCUUCUCAAGGAGCUCAAAGCUUUCAAUGAAGCCACCAUGCCCAAGAAUCUAGAGGCCUGCUGUCAGCUAGCCUGCGGAGUUCUGUCAAACCCCAAGACACAACCACUCAUCGUUAUCAUCGAUGCUCUCAAUCAGUUUGAUGAUGACAAGACCACAUCUGUCCUGAGUUGGCUACCUAGAAAGCUAGCCCCUCAGGUUAGGGUCAUCUUAGCCAUGAUUAACGAUACCCCGCCACAUAAGGAACUCCACGAGAGGGCCAUCAAGCCACAGGAGAUCAUUGUCACACCCCUAGACAUGUCUGCAAGACAGCAAAUUGUCACAGACAUGUUGGGUAAAUACAACAAGAAGCUAGGAGAGGAUCAGAUGGCCAGCCUUCUGUCUAAGGAAUCUUCCCAGAAUCCUUUGUGGCUGUCAGUAGCCUGUGAAGAGCUCAGGGUGUUUGGUCUGUUUGCCAAAGUGACGGACAAGAUCAACAGUUUGGCAGAUGGCCUGUUAGAGUUACUAGAGCAGGUGUUUACUCGCUUUGAGGAGGAGAAUGGAGGCAUGCUCCUCGUCGCUACCCUCUGCCUCCUGGAAUGCUCCGCUACGGGUCUCCUGGAGACAGAGCUCCUUCUAAUCCUUGGAGAUGAAGAUAAUCUCAUGCCUGCAGAUAAGGAUGAGGACAAUAACAAAGAUCGUGGAGAGAAAGAGAAGGCCAACAAAGAUGCUUCUCCGCUCCCCGCAGCCAAGUGGGCCGUGGUAUACAGAGCACUGAAACCGUUCAUCAGGCCGUUCGGUGAUAGCGGAGAAGGCAGGCUGGAUUUUUACCACAGAGCACUCAGCAAGGCAGUCAGAAAGAAGUACUUUGACAACACAACAGCCGCACGAGUAUACGACAGGACAUGGUGGCACAAAAGACUUGCAGACUUCUUCACUGAUGUUAAAUCGGUCGAAAGGAAGGUCGAGGAACUUCCCAUUCAUCUGCUGGCCAUCCAGGACAAGAACAGGCUGCAGAAGUUCUUGACUGACUGGGAGGUCUUUGACAAUCUCUACAAUGAAGACUACAGCACAGUACUUCUCAAGUACUGGAGAGAGGGCUUUGGUGCAGAGUGGCAGGAUAAAAUGCUUGAGAAGUACAAAGAAUCAAUGCAGAAGUUUGCUGAUGAGCAUGAUUCAAGGGAAGACAUUGCCAGAAGAUACGAACAUGUUUCCAGGGUCAUCAACCAGUCCGGUAAGCACAUGCAAGCCUUAACGCUGCUUGAGAAGGCAAUGGAGAUAGAACUAUCAGAGCUAGGAGCAAGACCUGAGCGCAUGGUGGAGCUUUAUCAUCUAGCAUGUACAGUAUAUGAUGAGAAACUGAAGCUAUAUGAGUAUGUUGAUCCCGCCCAGCUAACGGAACUCAGACCGGCUAUUAACUUUGCUCGCAAGUCAAUCGCCAUCAGAGAGACAUUAGAAGGAGAGGUCCACAAGUACAAGCAUGGUCGAACCUUGAUCCAGCUGGCGUUCAACCUUCAAGCGUGGAUGGAGUGUGGUGGAGACAAUGCCCUGAGCCCGGUUGAAGCCAUCGCAGAGGCAAAGGUCAACGUUGCAAAGGCCAUAGACAUCUUCAAAGAGCUUGGUUCUGAUGGUCAUCUUGCGGAUGCGACAAUGACCAAAGGUGUCCUCGAAGAGAGAGGGUGUCAAGAGCAAGUUGAUUUGUACAUGGAGGCUUUAGACCUUUGUCUUCAGGCUUAUGGUGAGUUCUGCGUUCUAACCAGUCGACUCUAUCUCAAUAUUGGCAUCAUGUAUGAAGAUAGACGGAGCUAUCGGGAGGCCUAUCACUGGUUUAUCAAGUGGCAAGAUGUCUGUGAAGAGGUAUUUGGAUACCACCACCCGCGGACUCAGCGAUGUCGGAACUGCCUGAAGGAACCCAGGUAUGUCUACGUAGCAAGACAGGUCGAAGCAGAAGAAGCCAAGAACCGAAGAAACGCAGAAAACGGUAACGAAGCCGCUGAAGACCGUGGACUCAUUAUUGGAGAUAAUGAUUCAGAGUAUUCAGAUUCAAGUGAUGGAGAUUACUAAUGAUAUAUUCAAGUACUCAAAGAGAAUUUCCUUGUGUGUGGCAUCCACUUGGUCAUCCAGGUUUUAAACGGGAUCCGUUCCCGACUCAGGGAGCGGCUGGACUCGCACCCACAGCGAUCACCCUCACCCCUUCCCUCCAUCUUACUCCGUUCGGUGCAUCCUCCUCCCUCAACCCAACCCUCCUCCACCACUUGCUUCUUCCAUGUCUUCUUUGGUCGCCCACUUCCCUGUCUACGGAAUGUCUUUGGUAAUUGCGUAGACUAGACAAAUUUGAAGUGACCACUGAAUUCUGCCAUUCCCAUGGGCACUGUUCAAACAGGACCCAUAUCAGCAAAUACAAAAGAAAGAUCCCUGUCUGUUUCGCAGGAAUCCUGCAAACUGCUUUUCAAUACCCAUUUUCAAACUUCAUCAUUGACAUAAUGAUGGGAAAUGCAAUAAAGUAGCUAUGAAAAGAUGCAAAGUGCCUUUUUAUGUGGGAUUCCUGCCAAAAUGCACGCCACAGACUUUUGAAAAGUAACCUACCCAUGAGGUUAACACUAUACCUUACCCAGACAAAGAGUAAGACCCCACUUGUAAUUCUCUUUAUUUAUAUUUGAAGGAAUAAAGCAUUGUGCAAUUGUUGCCCUCCGUUCGUCUGGGGAGCUUUUCAUUAAAAAAAAUAAUCAGUGAUUUUUCCUGGCUGUUAUAAGCUACUGAAAUUCUCAGAUCUGAUUGGCCCAGAAAAUAUACUGGAAAAGAAAUACAAGAUACAGCUUCAUUAGUA